This is a messenger RNA of Cylindrotheca closterium, 951 nucleotides long. The record is from the annotation of a GenBank genome assembly. Lineage: Eukaryota; Bacillariophyta; Bacillariophyceae; Bacillariales; Bacillariaceae.
AUGAGUGACUCUACCGAUAACAAAGACAACAAGAAGAAGAAGAACAACAACAUGGACCAAAACGACAAUCCGGAUGACACAGUGCCAAGUAGUAUGGUGACCACCAUGAAGCAACACAUUACACCCUAUCUACCUCCUCCAGUUGUCGCAGCCAUGGCAAAAAUUGAUCCUCCUCUUGAACCAUUUCUUGGACCUGAACCAAGCAUGACGCUCAUUGGCACCCUUGGCCUUGGUUUUAUUGUAUGGAAAGUCUUGUCCUUGUUGCUGGGCGGCGGCGGUGGUACUUCCACAAGUAGUGGGUCUGCCAUUCAAGACGACGACCAAGACGAUGCCACUAAUCCUUCCAGCAAGAACAAGUCACAACGAUCCUUUGAUUCUACUUUAGUCUUCUGUGGACCAUCCUUGGCUGGCAAAACUAGCAUGUUUUACAAAUUGCUCUAUCCGCAACGGCCAUUUUCCAGGAUGGGGACGGUCCAGAGUUUAUCCAGCAAUGUGGGAUACAAACAACACUCUGAUGUCCAAUGGAGGUAUCUAGAUGUACCAGGACAUUGGGGUGCGGAUAAGUUGGUAUCCACAGUUUUGAAACAACAACAGAAUAUGGUGCAACGGAUUGUCUUGGUGGUGGAUUCGACACAACCCGUUUCCAAGGCGGCCGAUUACCUAUAUGCCCUGCUGCAAUACCAGCAACAACAACAACAACAAGCAUCUAAAUCAUUAACGGUCUUGAUUGCCUGUCACAAGGCCAAGGCACCCAAGGCCAAGAAUUUCCGACGAAUCAAGUUGAAUUUAAGGAACGAAUUGGAACGACUGGAAAAAUUAAGCAGUCAGCCGACCAAGAUUCAAGAUUGGGAGGACGCCCUGAGUUCCUUUGAAUUUUGUUCGUCUUCGGUGGAUCCGCCACUUCUACAGGAUAUCGAGUCCUUUUGUGAGUCUGGGAAACUGUCCAAAUAA